Durusdinium trenchii is the source of this 237-nucleotide messenger RNA. Lineage: Eukaryota; Dinophyceae; Suessiales; Symbiodiniaceae. The record is from the annotation of a GenBank genome assembly.
AUGUACCUGAAGGUGGCAUAUGCGUUGCUGGACAAAGAUGGCAGCUCCACCGUGGACUUCGAAGAGUGGGACAAGGCCACGCGCUCGAUCGGCUACUUUGGUCCCACCAGCAUCAUCUACCAAUAUUUGUGCAUCGAUGACAAGCUGAAGACCUUGACCAAACAGAGAUGGAACGAGGUGCUGGAUCUGUGGAGUAAUCGAGAGGCCAUUUAUCGCAAGAUUCUGGCAGGGGGUUGA